CUACACGUUUUACUUGCAAACUGGGCCAGCCAGGGCCCUUAGGUCUUGGGCGGUUUGAAGGAACCGAGCUAAAGGCUAGGGGGGCCAAGUGCUUUUUGAGCCCGACAGGGCUAAGGCCCGUGGGCAGAAAUGUUCCUUUACUCUCUUACUCUUAGCCGGGCCUCUGGUAUUCAGAGUGCUGUAUAUGGUAAUUUCUCGGCGCCGAAGGCACAGGAGGUGGUGGUUUCGCGCGGGAAGAUCCUGGAGCUGCUGAGGCCUAAUGAGAAUGGGAAAAUGCAAACGGUCGUGGCGACGGAGGUGUUUGGUUGCAUUCGUUCCAUGGCGGCAGUCCGCCUUACUGGCUCUAUCUUGGACCACCUGGUCGUGGGUUCGGACUCUGGAAGGAUCAUCCUGCUGAAGUUUAAUAAGGACAAGAACGUGUGGGUUAAGGUCCAUCAGGAGACCUUCGGUAGAUCGGGCUGCCGGCGGAUUGUCCCGGGCCAGUACAUAGCCGUUGACCCGAAGGGCCGAGCAUGCAUGAUUGGCGCUGUGGAAAAGCAGAAAUUUGUCUAUGUGCUGAAUCGCGAUGCGGCAGCCAACCUCACCAUUUCGUCGCCACUGGAGGCACACAAGUCUCACCAUAUCACUUUCAGCAUUUGUGGCAUGGACUGCGGGUUUGAUAACCCCAUUUUCGCCGCCAUUGAGCUGGACUACUCGGAGGCGGACCAGGACCCUACGGGCGAGGCAGCAUCGAUGGCUCAGAAGCACCUGACCUUUUAUGAGAUGGACCUGGGCCUCAACAACGUACUGCGCAAGUGGACGGAGCCCAUCGAUAACGGAGCAAAUCUGCUGGUUGCGGUGCCGGGCGGAGCGGACGGCCCGGGAGGCGUGCUAGUGUGCGCGGAGAACUUCAUCAUUUAUAAAAACCAGGACCACGAGGAGGUCCGUGCCGUCAUUCCCCGCCGCAGCGACCUCCCUGGUGAUCGCGGCGUGCUCAUUGUCAGCUACGCGACGCAUAAGAAGAAAGCCUACUCGUUCUUCCUGGUGCAGAGCGAGUACGGCGACAUCUACAAGGUGACACUGGCGUACGAGGGCGAGGCGGUGACCGAGCUAAAGAUCAAGUACUUCGACACCAUUCCGCCGUGUACUUCCAUUGCCGUGCUGAAAACUGGCUUCCUGUUCGCGGCCAGCGAGUACGGCAACCACGCGCUCUACCAAUUCGUGGGCACGGGUGAGGACGAUGAGGAUGUGGAGAGCAGCAGCGCCGCGUUGGUGCAGACGGAGGAGGGUUUCCAGCCUGUUUUCUUUGAGCCACGGCCGCUGAAGAACUUGCUGCUCAUUGAUGAGAUGGCCUCGCUAAUGCCCAUCACGGAUAUGAAGGUGGCCAACCUGCUGAAUGAGGAAAUCCCGCAGAUCUAUGCGCUGUGUGGCCAUGGUCCGCGUGCCUCUUUGUCCGUGUUGCGCCCUGGGCUCGCGGUGACGGAACUGGCGGUCAGUCCGCUGCCGGGCGCGCCUACCGCGGUGUGGACAGUUCGCCGCAACGCAACCGACGAAUUCGACGCGUUCAUUGUUGUGUCGUUCGCAAAUGCUACGCUGGUGUUUAGCAUUGGCGAGGAGGUUAAGGAGACCAACGAGAGCGGGUUCUUAGGCACCGUUCCGACCUUACAUACGCAGCUGCUGGCGGAUAACUCGAUGCUGCAGGCAACCUUUUUUGACCUAUCUGAGCCGCAGGUCUAUCCGGGUGGUCUGCGUCACAUCAAGCCUGACCGGCGCAUUAACGAGUGGAAGGUACCCGGGCGGCGCAACAUCAAGGCCGCGGCGUCAAACGAGAAGCAGGUGGCAAUUGCGCUUCAGGGCGGUGAGGUGACCGUGUUCGAGCUGGAGGUUGGCACGGGCCUAUUGGUGGAGGCGGAGAAGCGCGACCUGGGCGAGGACGUCUCCUGCUUGGAGAUCCCACCGGUGCCGGAAGGCCUGGUGCGCUCCUCCUUCCUUGCCGUGGGUACCUAUGACCAAACCGUUCGGGUGCUAUCGCUGGACCCGGGGCAGGGCCUCAAGAACUUGUCCAUGCAGGCUCUCAACUCGGUGCCUGAAAGUAUUCUGAUGCUGUACAACACGGGCCCCGGUACCGAGCGCGCCACCGAGGGCGGUCUGUUCCUGCACGUGGGUCUGCAGAACGGAAUUCUCAUCCGCUCCGAGGUCGACCGCAUAAGCGGCCAGCUCACAGACAGCCGUACCCGUUUCUUGGGCACCAAGCCGCCCAAGCUGUUUGCCGCGGCGGUCCGCGGCAACCGCUGCAUGCUCGCGCUUUCCAGCCGGCCCUGGCUAGGGUACAAUGACCAGGGAAGGUUUAACCUGUCACCGCUAUCGUACGAGGCGCUCGACUACGCAUCAGGCUUCGCAUCGGAUCAGUGUCCGGAGGGUUUCGUGGCGGUAGUGAAGAGUACGCUGCGUAUUCUGGCGGUGGAGAACGUGGGCGACGCCUUUAACACACAGGCUUGCCGACUGCGUUAUACUCCCCGCCGGCUGCUGAUCCACCCGGAGACCAAGCUGCUGAUGAUUGCGGAGUCGGACAACGCUGCCAUCCCGCUGGCAGAGAGGGAGGACUUGCAGGCCAAGCUGGCGGCACUGGCGGAAGAGGAGGGGGCGCCCGUGCAGGGUGUGGAGUUCAACGACGAGCUAGCCGCCCUGGAAGAGCAGUUUGGUGCCCCCAAGGGCCAGCCAGGCCAGUGGGCGGGCUGCCUGCGCCUGGUGGACCCCGCCACUCUGUCCACGGUUUUUGUGACGGAGGUUGACAACAACGAAGCGAUCGUGUCCAUGGCGCUGGUGGAUUUGGUAUUGCCCGCAGGGCCAGGUUUUGGCGGCACGGAAAAGCUGCUGGUGGUGGGGUGCGCCAAGGGCCUUAGGUACAUGCCCACGGACUGCGAGGCUGCUUACAUCCGGGUCUACCGACUGGCUGACGGCGGCAAGCGGCUGGAGCUGGUGCACAAAACUAUCGUGGACGGUGGCGUGCCAGGAGCCUUGUGCGGCUUCAAAGGGAGACUCCUGGCGGGCGUGGGGCCAACGCUGCGGCUGUAUGACAUGGGCAAGAAGAAGUUGCUGCGAAAAUGCGAGUACAACAGGCUCCCACAUCAGAUAAUGAACAUCACGGUGCAAGGUCCGCGCAUCUACGUGGGCGAUGCUCAGGAGUCGGUGCACAUGAUGCGCUACAAGAAAGCCGAUAAUGCAUUUUACAUUUUUGCGGACGACAUUGCGCCGCGAUACCUGACGACCAUUCUGCCAUUGGAUUACGACACACUUGCGGCGGGGGACAAGUUUGGGAACUUCGUGGUGCUGCGGUUGCCGAGGGAGGCAUCGCAACAGGUUGAGGACGACCCCACGGGCGGCAAGAUGGCGGCCGCCAGCGGGCGGCUCAACGGCGCACCCCACAAGUUGGAGGAGGUGGUCAAGUUCCAUGUGGGGGAUACCAUCACGUCGCUGCAGCGUGCGGAGAUGCAGGCGGGUGGGCAGGAGGUGCUGCUGUAUAGCACUGUGAUGGGCGCCAUCGGGGUUCUCUACCCCUUCACCAACCGUGAGGAUGUUGACUUCUUCGGCCACCUGGAGAUGCAUCUGCGUCAGGAGCACCCACCAUUGUGCGGAAGGGACCACCUGUCCUUCCGCUCCGCGUACUUCCCUGUGCGGAGCUGCGUGGACGGGGACCUUUGUGGCCAGUACGCAUCGAUUCCUGCCAAGAAACAGCAGAUGAUUGCGGAGGCCAUGGACCGAACUCCGGGAGAGAUGCUCAAGAAGCUCGAGGACAUCCGCAACAAGAUCUUGUAGAUGAGCGAUUUGUAUGAUAGGCUAUGGGGUGUCUGUAAACGCGCUUCAGUAAUUUUGCCGUUGAUCCUGUAAGUUACGUGGCGAUCUGCAGUCGUCUGUGGUGGGAACGGUAUGUUUUUUGGGACUGGGGGUGGGCAACUCUUGUGCACAGCCUUUUCUGGGGACACUUUCCUGACGGGACUUUAUCCAUGCACGUGAUGUAGCUGUUUGUACCUUACUGUACCGAGCGAGAUAGUGUUUUCAUAACAGAUGUGGUACUGACCAAAGGGACCAACUGGACUGAUGAAUACUAUGUUGCUGGUAAGAGCCUUAACCUGUUGUAGGUGGUGUCGUUCGAUGCAUAUGGCGGGCAAAUGAGGGGGACUGUGGACAGAGCACCGACGAUGCGAAAACCCUAAGUGCUUGGAAAGGGCGCCUCUGGCGUGGUACAGCGGCUGAGUGACGGAAAGCAGGGUCCAUGGUGCAUGCCACUUGACAGGCACGUAAAGGAGAGGCAUGGUACGGUAACUGCGAUGUGACUGUUUGUGUCGUUGCAUCUGAGCAGAUGUGGCGUACCGAGGGCAGUGCCACGCAGGCGGUCAGGCUGGCAGGCCAACUUUGUGACUGAGUUUACAGGGCCGGAGGUGCAAUUGCGCGUUGUGUUUUCGCUGCACAGUGGUUUCCGGCUUUGGUGUGACCCUCAGGUCUGUCGCUUGACCAUUGCGGUCCGUGACAGGUAUGGCGUGAGGAUGGCAUGUAUCCAUAACGCUAAUUAGCUGCAUCUUACUGUUACUGCUGUUAUGGUUGUUAUCCCUGUAAUACUACUUGCCAGUA
Molecule: messenger RNA, 4608 nt
Organism: Volvox carteri f. nagariensis
Lineage: Eukaryota; Viridiplantae; Chlorophyta; Chlorophyceae; Chlamydomonadales; Volvocaceae
Exons: 18
Coding region: 130-3795 (1221 amino acids)
Biological process (GO): mRNA splicing, via spliceosome
Cellular component (GO): nucleus; U2 snRNP
Molecular function (GO): protein binding; U2 snRNA binding
Source: RefSeq, a predicted model, not a curated record